UCGGUGAAUGACUGAGGCUGAAGGAGAGAGAGAGAGAGGUUCAACCCGGUGGGAUCGGCUGGUCUGCGCGUAAAGCAGGUGUCUGUCUUCUCUGACGUUUCAAAAUGGAGUCCUCUCACCUCCUGGGCAGCUCGAAGAAGAGAGUAAAGAUCCACCCUCACACUGUCACAGCCAAAUACGCCACGCACGCCCCGUACUCCCCUCAGCCGGGGGUGCACACGCACUUCCCUCAGCCCGGGGACGAAGGCUACGACGAUGCCCCGUCUUUUGAGGACUUUGGCUCUUUCCUGGAGGAGACGUCAGACAGGAAACAGCUGACGGAGAGCAAGAAGUGGCCCCUGACUCUGUUUGGCUCCAAAGACAAGGAUACGGCCCACAAACCUCCAGCUGCCGCGGGGGCGGAUGGCAGCGAGGUGGCGGCCAAAGCAGCAAAGGGUUCUGGGAGAGGGGUAGGGGAACAGCUGGCCAGUUUUGGGGAAGCAUCUGUGUCGGCCUCUCGCCUCACCUGGGUGGGGCUGCUCUGCGCCGCGCUGGCUCACGGCUGUUUGAUCGUUCUGACCCGCCUGGCCUCCGAACGCUUCAGCCUCGGCCCCCUGUUUCUGCUCUUAGUUCGAUCCAUCUUCCAGCUCCUCUCUGUGGCUGUACCACUGCACAGGGGGGAGAACCCCUUCGGACCAGAGGGCUACCGCCUUCGGCUGUUCUGUUACGGCAUCGCCUACUCCCUCUCCCUCUGCUGCGCCUACUCAUCGUUGACCUUUGUCUCUCCCGGAAAUGCCACGGCGACCUGGCGCCUGGCGACCACGGCGCUGUCGGCGACGCUGGCCUUCCUGCUCCUGGAGGAGAGGCUGGGAUUGCCUGAUGGGAUCACCAUAGCUGCAGGGCUGUGUGGUUUGGGCCUCGUGUUGCUUCCCACAGUAGAUGAGAGCAACUCAAAUGCACCGACCGACCCGGUGGUGUUCUGGAGAGGUGCUUUCGGCUGGUCGCUCUCUGCGCUCGCAGGACUGUGGAUGGCGCUGGCGUUGGUCGGGUACCGGUCCCUGAAGGAGAGGGUGGGAGUGGGCACAGCCUUGUUCACAGUAAGCUGGACGGGCUGCCUGCUCGCCCCAGCCUCCCUGGUCGUGCUCCAGGAGGGCUGGUCCUGGCCCGUGAGUGCCCCAGCUUGGGGCCUGGUCCUGGGCCUGGUAGCCUGCUCGGUGGGAGCCUUCCUGGGGAUGACGCACGCCCUCGCACGCCUCCAUCCGGCGCUGGUGUCCGCCUCUCAGAGCCUGGAGGUACCCGUGGCUAUGCUGCUGCAUCUGGCCGUGCUGCCGUUGGCUCCCACUGCGCCGGAGGUCGUCGGGAGCGUGAUGAUCAUACUCAGCGUUGUUUGGCUGGUGGUGAUGAAGCUGCUCCCCUCCCGGGGGGGCGGGCGGCGCCAGCGGGAGGAAUAUGAAGAGAUUCUGGACUCGCCCAUCAAAUAAACACCUUCUCUCUUCUCUUCACACGUCCACGUUCUCUUCUGCUCACUCCCUCCAUCACCAGAUUCCAUUGUACAUAAGAGACUGCUAAACUCAUGAUCGGAGCUUUAUCUAUUUUGUAUCGUCCUCUUUUGCUUUUAGGGAAAGUGCCAAUAUUGUGUUGUCUGUUAUAGUGACGAUGUGAUGUGACAUUAAA
Messenger RNA from Limanda limanda (common dab), 1653 nucleotides. It is a transcript of the gene slc35g2a, whose product is annotated as solute carrier family 35 member G2a. The record is from RefSeq and is a predicted model, not a curated record. Bases 105 to 1460 code for a protein of 451 amino acids. The transcript is spliced from 2 exons. Gene Ontology annotation, cellular component: membrane. NCBI's taxonomy places the organism in Eukaryota, Metazoa, Chordata, Actinopteri, Pleuronectiformes, Pleuronectidae.